This is a messenger RNA of Theobroma umbraticum, 1876 nucleotides long. It is a transcript of the gene TROL, whose product is annotated as thylakoid rhodanese-like protein. The record is from RefSeq and is a predicted model, not a curated record. NCBI's taxonomy places the organism in Eukaryota, Viridiplantae, Streptophyta, Magnoliopsida, Malvales, Malvaceae.
AAUGUGUCAUGCAAUGAAUGGCAGAGAUCUCAUAUUUCAUUCCACCUCAGCCGCUUUCAGCAUUCAACACACCAGCCAAAUUGCUCCUUCCAAAAGCUAAGGCUUUGUCAUCCAAUCAAUUCUACAAGAACAACAAAAUCCUCAUAAACCCUCGAUUUCUGAUGGUUCAAGCUUCUCCAUCAUAUCUUUGAUAUCCUACAAGCCGUCUUUUGCACAAAAUUAUGCCAUGGAGGCCCUCAAUGCAGCGAGCUUGACACCUCUCUCAGUUCUUUGUGAGAGAAGAGCAGAGACCAGAAAAGUGUCGUCACUCUCAAUUGCUUCACCACCCAAACUUCCAACUUCUGCAGCUUUUAUUAAGACCACACCAACUCUGCAGGAGUGUUUGUCAAGAAGCUUGCAUAGGGGUGUAGUGCUGCUGUCUUCCGUUCUUACCAGUGGUGUUGCUAAAGCUUUAUCAUACGAGGAAGCACUGCAGCAGACUAAGGACUUCUCCUCGUCAUUUGGUCUCGAUUCAAAUGGGGUUGUUGAUAGUGUUGUCAGUUUUGUAACCGAGAAUCCUACAGUUGUAGCCGGCGGUGCUGUUGCUUUGGCAGUUCCAUUAAUUUUGUCUCAGCUGUUGAAGAACCCGAAGCCAUGGGGAGUUGAGUCUGCAAAGAGUGCUUAUGCCAAGCUGGGUGAUGAUGCCACGGCUCAGUUGCUUGAUAUAAGAGCGAUCAAGGAGUUUAGAGAAGUUGGUAGUCCUGAUGUAAGGGGUUUUGGUAAGAAGCCUAUGUCAAUUACCUUUAAUAUCGAAGACAAACCAGGGUUCUUAAAAAAGCUGUCUUUGAAAUUCAGGGAACCAGAAAAUACGACCUUGUUCGUCAUAGACAAAUAUAAUGGGAACUCCGAACUGGUUGCGGAAUUAGUCGCUGCAAAUGGAUUCAAAGCUGCUUAUGCAGUAAAAGAUGGCGCAGAAGGACCACGAGGAUGGAUGAAUAGUGGUCUUCCUUGGAUACCACCAAAGAAAGGGCUUGACCUUAGCAAUUUGACAGAAACAAUUACCGGGGCCUUUGGAGAGGGAUCAGAUGGCCUCUCUGUUACACUAGGGAUCGCUGCAGCUGCUGGAUUGGGCUUCUUGGCAUUUUCAGAGUUAGAAACAAUACUUCAACUUCUGGGCUCAGCUGCUAUUGUUCAGCUUGUGAGCAAGAAACUCCUAUUUGCAGAGGACCGAAAGCAAACUCUUCAACAAGUUGAUGAAUUUUUAACCACAAGGAUUGCUCCUAAUGAAUUUGUUGAUGAGAUAAAGCAAAUUGGAGUGGCCUUACUACCAACGACUACCACAGGCAAGGCUCUUCCUUCACCUACCGAGGCUAAAUCGCAGCCGAGAGUAGAAGCAGCAGCAGAACCACCUCCUCAAAUCAAUUCGGUACCUACAACGGAAGCCAAGGCAGAUGAACCCUCUGGAUUUCCAAGACCACUUUCACCAUAUGCUUCUUAUCCAGAUUUGAAGCCUCCAACAUCUCCUACUCCAUCACAGCCCUAGAUUUCAGAAUUCCGUUGAACUCUGUAUGGAUUUCUACUGCAAGCAACUGUUUGGAAGGGCACUUUCAAAGCUAUCCAGUGAGUUGUGUAAUCUAGCCUCCUGUUAAAUGGUUUUCCAGCUCACAUAAUGAUUUUUGGAUCAAGAAACUAGUAAAAAGGGGAAGAGGAGAACCACUCCAAAAUAUAUAUAUAUAUAUGUGUGCAAAGCAUAAUAUUUUUCUGCCUAGAUAUCUUGUUGCUGUCUUCUAUGCUACUCCAUUUCGCUAUGUUGUAAUUAUAAGGUAUCUUGUAGAUGUUGCUGUGUGAUUUAGCUUAUCUGAAAGUAUGUCUUUUAGCCUUUGAUGUGGAUGUUCAA